Arachis duranensis is the source of this 1387-nucleotide messenger RNA. Its product is annotated as chromatin modification-related protein EAF1 A-like. The coding region runs from base 280 to 1266 and encodes 328 amino acids. The transcript has 7 exons. Gene Ontology annotation, cellular component: NuA4 histone acetyltransferase complex. Lineage: Eukaryota; Viridiplantae; Streptophyta; Magnoliopsida; Fabales; Fabaceae. The record is from RefSeq and is a predicted model, not a curated record.
UUUCUGUUUGGGCAUUGUUGGCAUCCUAUGAUGAUAAAUACUAAAGUGAUUUGGGAGCCUGUUUUUCAACUUGUAAGAUGCAUUAGAUGCUGAGAACCUUUGCAUGAUUUGGUUUUUUUUAUGUUGGGUCAUCAUGAUUUGGUUGUUUUACGUUAUAUGAUAUGAUACUUUAACAUCCUUUGCCUCGUUAGGUUAACUUUGUAGUAUUGUUUUAUAUUAUGAGCUAUUUGUUUAUAUUGCUUGAAUUUUAUUUGCUUUUGACAGGAGGCAAGCAAAUACAUGGAAGGACAACAUCAUGUAAAGAAAGCUGCACUUAAAGUUCGUGCAUAUGCAUUGAAUUUUCUAAAGGAUAAUAGAUCUCAUGGAAGAUCCUCUCAAGCUGAAGCACCCACAACACCUGAGAAGAUAUCUGACUCUGGGACUGUGGACAUGUCAUGGGAGGAUAAUCUUUCAGAAGAAAGUCUUUUCUACACGGUUCCUCCAUCUGCCAUGGAAUCAUAUAGAAAAUCUGUUGAAUCUCACUUUCUACAAUGCGAGAAAACUGGUAGUAGCAUUCAGGAGGAGGUUGAAACAUCUAUGUAUGACACCCCAGCAGAUUUUGGAUCUGAAGAGAUUGCAUAUGAUGAGGAUGAAGCAGAAACCAGUACUUACUAUUUGGCUGCUGCUUAUGAUGGUAGCAGACCACCGAAAUCUUUACAGAAACGGCAUAAAAACAGGAUAAAGUCUUACACUAAUAGGUCCAGUGAAGUUGGAGCUGAUUUGCCUUAUGCACGCUAUACAACUGGAACUCAGCCAUCCACGCUGUUCGGAAAAAGGCCUGGUAGUUUACAUGUUGGCCCAAUACCAAUAAAACGCAUGCGUACAGCUUCUAGGCAGAGAGUUGUGAGUCCUUUCUCGGGGGUCAGCGGGACAGCACAGGCUCAAGCUAAGACAGAUGCUUCGAGUGGAGAUACCAGUUCCUUUCAGGAUGAACAGAGUACUUUACAUGGAUCACAAAUCCAGAAAAGUGUGGAGGUGGAGUCAGCUGGAGAAUUUGAGAAGCCAUUGCCUUUUGAUUGUGCAGAAACAUCUGUUAAAACAAAGAAGAAAAAGCUAAAAAAUUCGGGUUCUACAUAUGAUCCGGCAUGGCAAUUGGAUUCUGUUGCUCUAAAUGAACAGAGGGAUCAUUCAAAGAAUAUAUUGGAUAGCCAUCACUUUAAAUCCAAUGGUAGUGGUUUAUAUGGGCAACAUAAUGAGCAGAAGCCAAAGACGAUGAAGCAAACUUGAUAACAAUUUUGACAAUAUUGCUCAGUGACUAAUUCUAUUCCUUCCCCAGCUGCUUCACAAAUGAGCAACAUGUCCAACCCAAGUAAAUUUAUUAGGAUAAUUAGCAGACUUGACAGGGGCA